UCGAUUAUAAUAAUAAUGAACACUGCUGGUGCUUGGCAAGGUGGUCUUCCUGAUAUAAAUGGGAACUUCUGGUUUUUGUUUCAGUUUACAAAGAGACUCGUUCCAAUUUUUCUCAUGGUUCAACUUUGAGUAAUAUAUAUCUAGCAGAGUGGGAAGCCGAGCUCGAUACUCCGUAACCUGUCAGUGGUCUUUACUAACCCAACAACAAGACCAACACCUCGCAAGUUAUUUAAGUUUACAAGUAAUUAAACAGGUAAUCCAUCAAUUCGGGUGGGUUGAUGCUGCUGUAGAAGGCUCCUGAUCCAAGGAAUUGGAGCUACCCAUCCCCUUCCUCGAGUCCAAGUAAAGGAAUAUUUCCAUAAAGAAAACAAGAGGUGAAUAGUCAUAUUAUCACCAUGGAGAAUAUUCAUAACUUGAAGGAUUGUGGUUGGGUUACAGAAGAGCCAAUAAAGUUGAGAGAAUACUUCAAUGAAUACCAUGUAUUAUUGGAUAAUGUUUUCUACCAUCCUCACGAAGAAAAGAUACACCCUUAUACUGCUAUCCGAAAUUUUUUCCCUCCAAUGAACUCAGAAGAAGAUAAUAAGGAAGACUCGUUUAAUGUACAAAAACUAGAAGAGAAUUGUAGUAUUAAUAUGCUAACUGUUGAAGAUGAAUUGGCUGUACAAGAUGUACUUGAUGGCCCUGUCCGACAUUCUGGCCGCCUCACCAACUGGUAUGCUGGUUCUUUCCAAGAUGGAAUCAUCCCAGCAGGGGCAGCAGAUACACUGGCAACAUUACAGGCUCAAACAGAGGAGCUGUACCUACGUAACACAGUCAGAGAUUAUGCCCGCCUGCGCAAUAGAUUACUAAAAUACUUCUCCACUGUACGAAUGAUUAUACGUGAAGAUAACAGCCCAGAACCCACCCGAUGUGAUAAGGAUAACGCCAACAACGAGUGUAUGCGAGACAUCAUAUUAAAUGUCCGUGUCCAGAGGCCAUAUCACAAGAAGACACACAUGAAGAAAGCAUGCAAUCGAUUCCCCACUCACAGUCAAGAGCUAUUGCUGCUCGGCUCACAAAAACUGAGUGAUCUGCGAGAUGCCCUAAUCUGUAUAAAUGACCUCGGAAUCAAUCAAGAUUUAUCUCCAGAGCCACAGUUUUAUCAGAUGUCUCACCUACGCAACAACUCUGCGGAGUUUCCAUCAGGAUUUUUCUAUAUCAAUGGAGUUUUUUAUGAUGAUAUAAGGGAUCCUAAUGCAAAAAUUUAUAGUGAAGGAAUAAGGAAGUGGGCAAAGAAGAGCCCUGAAAUUGGUGAAUUGCAGUCCAAAAAUAUGCAUGAAACUAUUUUCUUGGAUCUGGAGCUGCGUUUAGGAUAUCCUUAUGUAUUUUUACAUCAGGGAAACUGUGAGCACAUCAUCAUCUUUACUGAUGUAAGGUUGCAUCAUCGACAUGAUGUUCAGGACCCUGCCAGAUACCCACUGCUGCGUGGCCAGGCCUCAAAACUCUCCGUUAAGUGCUUCAUAUGCUCCCUACACUUAGCAAACUGGAUAGUGAUGGAUGAGCCUCAGUUUCCAAUACCAAAUGCUCAUGUGUGUGAUCGAUGUCUCAAGAUAUUCUGCUACGACUCUCAUGGGAUGAAGACCAGUAACAUCAAAGUGUACCCAUUCAUUGAUGAAUUUAUGGUACAACAGAAGAAGAUAAUAGAUAAUGCAAAAUUUCUUAAAGGCCAGAUAUAAACAGAUGAUUACUUAAUUGUUACAUUCUUCAGAGGAGGAUGUGCCUUAAUGCUUCAUGAAGGACUCUUGAUACAAGGAGUUGGAGCUACCCUCUUGAACUGGAUUACCUCUUGCUCCACAAGCACUGUAAGACCUCUUUAGGGUUAGUGCUACUCAGUGAAUGUAAUAAUUUGUUGCUACUUGUAAAGAGCAAAUGUUCACACUUUUGUUAAUACAAUAUGUACAUUAUAGGGUAGAUAACAUUUGUGGAGUGUUCAUCUCUAAUGAUGUGAUGUAGUAUUAUAAUCAUAAGUAUAUACUGUACCUAUAGGGUAAUACAGUGUUUGGUAAAAAAACAUUCAGGAUUAAUAAAAAAAAAAAACUUCUAAUUUCUUGGAUCAAGAGCCCUAUGCCAGCAUCAAGGCACCAUUAGUGUGUUAAUCUUAGUUACUGGAGCUUAAUUUAUGUGAUGAAUCUACUAUCUUUGUCAUAAAGUCAUGAACCACACAUCAAAUGUGACGGAAAAUAUGGGUAGGGAAGGAAAAAAAUGUACUGUAUGCAAUAUGGUUUAUUUAUAAGCUACAUUAUAAAAUUAGUUAUUCUGAUGGCAAGUAAGAGAGAGCUUCAAACAAUCACAGUGUUCAUUCCAGUAUGCCAAGUGGAAGAGCCCUGGCAUGCUUUAAUAUAUAAAUAAUAUCUUUGUUAUGUGCUUCAGUGGCCCUUGUAGGUGUAGCACUUCUUUUGAUUAUAGUACGUGUUUCGGUACAACAGAAAUUAAUGCCGGCCUGGCAACAUGUAGUGGGACAUAAAAUUCCUAAGUCUACAGGUUACAUGCUCAGUGCCUUCUAGGUUUGUGCAGUAGAUGGAUGUCUCUCUGGUCUCCCUGCAUUAUGUGGUCUUGAAUGCUGAGUUCGUCAGACCUUUUUUGCUAUUGACAAAUUAAUAUGGGCAAGAAUAAGUUACUGACAACAGAGAAUUGCACAGGUCUUUGGAUUACAUAAAGAAAAUAAUAGAGGGGCAUUGUCAUAUGUGUGUUAAGUGAGGAAUUGGGUGCUUCGGUUCCAUGACAGCAGUGAUGACAUGAAAGCCUAGAUUAAGCCUAGACAAACUUUUUCAUAUAUGCUACCUGUAAUACUUUUAUUACAGUUAUUAUACAUGGAGACAUUUGUCUAGGCUUCUUUGGAGGUGCUCUUGGCAUGGGCUUGUCAACCACUGUCACAAAACUAAUACAACCAGUGCCUCACUGUACCACCCAACUAUGCCUUCUAUUCCCUCCAUUUGAUGGCCUGCCUUAUGUAAUCCAAUGAUGUGUAAUUGUGUAUUGUGUCAGCAACUUAGUCUUGCCUAUAUUAAUUUGUCUAUAACCAAACAAGUUUGACAAGCUUAAUACUACUCAAGACCACACUGUAUCACAGACAAUUAUACAUCCACUACACAACCCUAGAAGGCACUAAGCAUGCAGCCAGCAGCCUUAGGGAGUCCUGUGACAUCCCACGUAAGUGUUGCCAGGCCGGCAUUAAUUUUUGAUGUAUUAGCACACACAUGACAGGGUCAGGUAUUAAUAAACUGUACUGGGUGCCUCUACCCGACAUACUUUAGUGAUAAACACUGUACAGUGCAGACUACAAGUGAGAAUAGGUCACAGUUAAGAGGUAAUUUUGAUUACUAAAUAUAUUAAUAAAUCUUAUAUAUGUAUAUGCUGUAGUUUUAAUGCCUCUUUCUUCCAGGUAAGUACCUUGAAGAUGGUGAAAGGCUCUUGAUUCAAGUAACUGGGACUACACUUCCUUGGAUAAAACCUAAUUACCUCCCAUUUCCCAAAUACUGCAUGGUUCUCUAUGGGUUAAGCACUUUCCCCAUGAUUACAAUAAUUUUACUUCAGACCUAAACAUCACUGAACUACACCUUUGAUGCAAUUCAUAGUUGGUUGGAAGAUUAGAAAAUGUUUCAUUCCACAACAAAGUUUUCAAUCAAAAUUACUCAAAAAUUUUGUUGCAAAAUGAAAGUACAUCACAAAAUUACCAGAGAUAACAUCUCAAGGAUUUUAGUAAAUACUCCAUUCUUGGGGAGUGCUAAACCUGUAGGAGUCCUAUAGUGCCUGGGAAAGUGGGAGGCAAUCAGGUUCAAGGAAAGGAGGAUAGGCUCAAUUCCUUGGAUAAAGUCUUGCCCCAAAAUUUGGGCAUCUCUCUAGAUGAAUCAGUACACAAAUAUAUUCAUGUAUUUCCAAUUUUAUCUUUAGUAGAUAAAAAAUUUAUCUGAAUCUUGCUUAGUGUAAAUAUAAAAAAAUAAAAGUGUUAAGUCACACUGUAGUGUAGAACUUUAGUUAUGUACAAAUAUAAAAAAUAUCAUUAUUACAUUCUGGGUUGGGGGGUGUCACACACCUAUAUGGGUUAUACAGAGCUUAGGGAAACAGGAGAUAAUCAGUUUCAAUCCAAGUUUAGGACUGUCAGGUCGAACACCUUGGAUCAAGGGCCCCUCACUAGCAUCAAGAAACCUUGUUUAAUUCCUUCAAAGGAGAUACCUGGAUGCUAGUGAAGGGCUCUUGAUUUAGGGAAUUGGGCUUGUGCUUCCCUUGUAUCAAACCUAGUUGCCGAUGUGUUAAAAAAAUCUAAAACCUUUUCUACAAUUAUCUUUAAAACAACAGUCAAUAUUAUUAUAAUUGGGGGAUCAUACAGUGCACUGGGAAUGGAAGGCAAUCAGGAGAGAACAGGUUCACUUCCUUGUAUCAAGAUCCCCUACCCAGCAUCACAACAUAUCCCUUGAGGAAAAUUACUAAGAAGAUUUU
Molecule: messenger RNA, 4476 nt
Organism: Cherax quadricarinatus
Lineage: Eukaryota; Metazoa; Arthropoda; Malacostraca; Decapoda; Parastacidae
Gene: Pbp49
Product: proximal sequence element A Pbp49
Biological process (GO): snRNA transcription by RNA polymerase III; snRNA transcription by RNA polymerase II
Cellular component (GO): snRNA-activating protein complex
Molecular function (GO): RNA polymerase III type 3 promoter sequence-specific DNA binding; RNA polymerase II cis-regulatory region sequence-specific DNA binding; bent DNA binding
Source: RefSeq, a predicted model, not a curated record